CGUUCCUCACCGCCCCCCCCCCCCCCCCCCCCGCCAGUUGCGGAGCGGCGGCGGGCGGAGGGGGAAUGGCGGCGGCCGGAGCUCGGGGAGCAGGUGCUGGCCCGGCGAGAGCGGGCGCAGUCACGGUGCCGCAUCCCGUGGAGGAGCCCCUGCGUGGCUAAAGCCGCCCUCCCUCCGCCGGGAGAACUGCAGCGGAAGGCGAUCCCUCAGCCUGACCGCCCGCCGGGGCAGCCCUUCUUCCACCCUAUCCCCCCCAUCCCUCCCCGUCAUGGAGGCGAGUGGCUUGGAGUGGCUGCUGGUCCCCGUGCGGCAGCUGGUGUCGUGGGGUGCCGCGGGGGCCAUGGUGUUCGGCGGCGUGGUGCCCUACGUUCCCCAGUACAGGGACAUCCGCCGGACGCAGAACGCGGAGGGCUUCUCCACCUACGUCUGCCUGGUGCUGCUGGUCGCAAACAUUUUGCGGAUACUUUUUUGGUUUGGAAGGCGUUUUGAAUCCCCUCUUUUGUGGCAAAGCAUUAUCAUGAUCGUUACUAUGUUACUGAUGCUGAAACUGUGCACUGAAGUACGUGUGUCCAACGAGCUAAACAUAAAACGCCGCUCUUUUGCAGCUGCAGAUAGUAAGGAUGAAGAAAUCAAAGCACCUCCCAAGAGAUCCUAUCUGGGAACUGAGCUCCUGCUGUGCUCCCUGGGAUUGCUUUUAGAUUUUGACUUGAACUAUUUUUGGCAUUGGAGCAAGUUUACAGACUACGUGCAGUGUGUCCUGACCUUCACUGGUGUGACCGGUUACAUCACUUACCUCUGGCUUGACUCAUCUCUCUUUGUGGAAACGCUGGGCUUCCUUGCAGUGUUCACCGAGGCGAUGUUAGGUGUUCCCCAGCUCUACCGUAACUACCAGAAUAGGUCUACAGAAGGAAUGAGUGUCAAGAUGGUGCUGAUGUGGACCAGUGGGGACACGUUCAAGACUGUUUACUUCAUUCUGAAUCAGGCCCCGUUCCAGUUCUCCAUCUGUGGACUCCUGCAGGUUUUCGUGGACAUCGCUAUCCUGUUGCAGGUUUACUUGUACAGCUACUACCCUCAGAAGCCCGCGUCCCACGCUGCACACCCAGCCAGCACCAAGGCCCUGUGAGGCAUUUAGCUGGACAGGUUGCAGGUCAGCGGCGCUGCGGAGUCAGCCAUGGCAGCUCCUCUUCCGCUUGUAAAUAAUCCCGUGUUGCCAAGUUGAAAGCAGAAAUGAGAACAAGGAUUGAAAAUCUGGCUGCACUUCCAGCUCGGGAGGUUUUAUUUUAAAUAACUUUCUCUGUUUUCAGAUUUAGCUGUACAGAACUGUUUCUUGGUGGGGGGAGGGGCACUUUAUUUUUGCGUAUGUACCUAUGAGCCUUAUCAAUUCACAAAUG
Molecule: messenger RNA, 1391 nt
Organism: Harpia harpyja (harpy eagle)
Lineage: Eukaryota; Metazoa; Chordata; Aves; Accipitriformes; Accipitridae
Gene: SLC66A2
Product: solute carrier family 66 member 2
Exons: 7
Coding region: 269-1123 (284 amino acids)
Biological process (GO): retrograde transport, endosome to Golgi; phospholipid translocation
Cellular component (GO): trans-Golgi network; endosome
Source: RefSeq, a predicted model, not a curated record